Schistosoma turkestanicum is the source of this 1002-nucleotide messenger RNA. NCBI's taxonomy places the organism in Eukaryota, Metazoa, Platyhelminthes, Trematoda, Strigeidida, Schistosomatidae. The record is from the annotation of a GenBank genome assembly.
AUGAACGGAAAAAAUGAAGUCGGUGAUAAAAAAAGUUUGUGUCCUUCCAGUACAUCGUGUGAGUCUACCACCGAGUCGUCAGAUAUGACCUCAAAGGAUUACUAUUUCGACUCAUACGCGCAUUUCGGAAUUCAUGAGGAAAUGCUUAAAGAUGAAAUCAGAACACUCACCUAUCGUAGUGCUUUAGUACACAACAAACAUCUCGUAAGAGAUAAAGUAGUAUUAGAUGUGGGUUGUGGAACCGCUAUACUCUGUUUGUUUGCGAUUAAAGCCGGAGCCAAACACGCUAUUGGAAUUGACUGUUCUAACAUCAUUGACCGAGCAAUGGAAAUCGUCCAGGCCAACAAUAUGGCGGAUCGUAUUACUUUGAUCAAAGGAAAAGUAGAAGAAGUAGAACUGCCUCCAGAGUACCCCAAGGUUGAUAUUGUCAUCAGUGAAUGGAUGGGUUACUGUCUGUUUUACGAGUCAAUGUUGAAUACUGUAAUUUAUGCCAGAGACAAAUGGUUGGCUCCCGGCGGUAUAAUUAUGCCCGAUCGUGCAACCCUUUAUGUGUGUGCCAUCGAAGAUAGACAAUACAAAGAUGAAAAAAUUAACUGGUGGGACAGCGUUUAUGGUUUCGAUAUGAGUUGCAUAAGGAAGGUCGCACUUACGGAACCCUUAGUCGAUGUUGUUGAUCCUAACCAAGUUGUGACUAAUUGCUGUUUGGUCAAGGAGGUUGAUAUGUACACCAUCACAGUUCCUGAAUUAUCUUUCAGUGCGCCAUUUACACUUACUUGCAAAAGAAAUGAUUACAUCCAGGCCCUAGUUACGUUUUUCAAUAUUGACUUCACCUCCUGCCACAAACCUACAGGAUUCUCCACAGGUCCUGAUGAGCGCCGCUAUACUCAUUGGAAGCAAACAGUUUUUUAUCUUGAUAAUGGCGAUGACGAUUGUCUGACAGUAAAGAAAGGAGAACAAAUUAACGGUGUGAUGUAUAUCAAACCGAAUGAACGAAAUAACUAA